This is a messenger RNA of Oncorhynchus mykiss (rainbow trout), 9351 nucleotides long. NCBI's taxonomy places the organism in Eukaryota, Metazoa, Chordata, Actinopteri, Salmoniformes, Salmonidae. The record is from RefSeq and is a predicted model, not a curated record.
ACAGGGGGCGUGGCCACGCAACGAGCUGCGCUUCCGUGUUUACAAAACCACGAAAAGGGAGGUGACUAGCGGCGAAACGUAUGUUUGCCGAGCAAGAAUAGAGCGGUGGUGAGGAAAGUGGCACUGUCAAAUCAUAGGCUGACUGCAUGUUAAAAAAGACGUAGUUAAUUCCAGAUUGCGUUUUACAGCGGAAUGUUCACUCGAAGGGGCCAUGGAGACGUCAAGAAAUCUACACAGAAAGUUCUGGACCCAAAGAAGGAUGUAUUGACCCGACUGAAGCACCUCCGGUCACUGUUAGAAAUCUUUGAGAAGAGUGAAUUGAAGACCUUCUUCGAAAGCAACUGUUCUCAGAUUUAUUUUAUCUUCUAUGAAAAUUUCAUUACACUGGAAAGUAACUUAAAGCAAAAAGGGAACAAAUCUCAGAGGGAGGAGCUGGACUCUAUCCUCUUUAUUUUUGAAAAAAUUCUGCAACUUCUACCAGAAAAAAUCUACAGUCGAUGGCAGUUCCACAGUAUAGGUUCUAUUCUGAAAAAGCUUUUGCAUACUGGAAACUCAUUCAAGAUCAGAUGUGAGGGAAUUCGUCUGUUCCUGCUGUGGCUGCAGGCCCUGCAGAAUAACUGUGCGGAGGAGCAGUUCCUCAUCUUCGCCUGCCUGGUGCCAGGCUUCCCUGCCGUGCCCUCCACCAGAGGACCCUGCACCCUGGAUACCAUCAUCUACAACCCUUUCUCCAACCCUUCCGAUGCCAAGGUGGUGCCUGAGGAGAUCACCCCACUGGUGCCAGCUGUGCCAGGGGAGAAGCUGGCAGAUGACCAGACCUGCUACAUCCUCCAAACCCUGCUCAAGUUCAUGGUUGUCCAGGCGUCUAGUUUAGAGUGGAGGAACAAAGACAACCAGGACACCGGCUUCAGGUUUCUCUUCAGUCUGUUCAAGAAGUACUACCUUCCUCACCUCUUCCCCUCCUUCACCAAGCUCACCAACCUCUACAAGCCACUUUUAGACCUCCCCCACCACAGACCAAAGCCUCUGUAUGUCCCCGUGACCCGUAACAACGAGAGCACGUUCUGUACGAGGGACCAGUACCUAGCUCCCCGUGUGGUCUUUAUCACCUGGCUGGUCACCUUCUUCCUGGACAAGAAGUACAUCAGCACCCCCAGCGCCAAGAACGGGACGAACGAGGUCAUCCCCAAACUAAUCCAGACUGUCACUGCAGGCAGUAGCAGUCAGGAGAAGGAGAGGGAUAAAGACCGUGGUGGUAGUGAGGAGCCCCACGGCCCUACAGAGCCAGAGAAGAGCCACUCUAACAGUAGCACGCUGUCUGACCGGCGCCCCAGCGACUCCAGCCUGUGCAGCAUCGACGAGGAGCACCGCAGCGUCUACGACAUGGUGCACGGCAUCCUGCUCUCCACACGGGACAACAUCAACUUCGUCAACGAGGUCUUUCACCAGGCCUUCCUGUUGCCCUCCUGUGAGACGUCAGCGACCCGGAAGGUGAUCAAGGUGUACAGGAAGUGGAUCCUGCAGGAGAAGCCAGGCUUCAUGACGGAGCCAGAGAAGAGCAGACAGGCUGAGGUGGAGGAGAACCCUGAGCAACUGCUCAUCACUGAGACUGACAACACACACACACCGGUGUUGAAAAGUCACUGUCACAAGCGUUCAUCCAGUUGGGGAAGAACAUACUCUUUCAGCAGUGCCAUCAGCCGGGGCUGUCUCACAGAGGAACAGAACAGAGACAUCAAGGCUGGCAUCCAGCCCACCCUGCAGGUGUUCCUGACCAACUCUGCCAACGUGUUUCUACUGGAGCCAUGCCAGGACGUGCCCAAACUACUGGACAACCAGGUGGAGGUGUGCAAGGGGGUGCUGAGCAUCUACCGCCACAUGAUCAUGGAGCACGCCAUGAACACACAGACAUGGCAGCAGAUGCUACAGGUGCUGCUGAGGAUCACUGAGGCGGUGAUGAAGAGGCCUCAGGAGAACCAAAGAAAAGACCCCUUCGCUGAGAGCCUGGCUGCCAUCCUCUUCAGGACAAUCAUCGUGGCGUGGGUACGGGCCAACCUGUGUGUCUUCAUCUCUCGGGAGCUGUGGGACGAGCUGCUGUCUGUGCUGUCGUCUCUGACAGGCUGGGAGGAGCUGGUGACAGAGUGGGCCAGCAUCAUGGAUUCUCUGACCGCUGUCUUGGCCCGCUCCGUCUAUGGCCUGGACAUGAGCAACCUGCCCCUGGACAAACUCAGUGAACAGAAGGAGAAGAAACAGAGGGGACGGGGAGUGGUCCAGGACUCCCAGAAAGCAGCAGCGGUGGCCAGGUCAUUCUCUCUGAGCUGGAGGAACCAGGGAGACCAGCAGGGGGUCCAGGAGCCCAUGAGGUUCCGCAGCGCUACCACCUCAGGGGCCCCUGGCGUGGAGAAGGCCCGCAACAAUGUCCGACAGAAAGCCACAGCUAAGCGAAGCCAGUCUAUCAGCAGCUGUGUCCAUCUUUAUGAGGCUCUGCCUGCUACUAAAAGUGUUCCUAUGCUGCUACACACUGUGAGCUCUUUCCUGCCUGGUCUUUCCUCCUCUUCUGGUAACUCUUGCUCUCACAGGCUUUCAGACGUGGAGGAGGGCCAGCUGUCUGAGUGUGGGGGAGACGGAGACCUGGAGUCUGGUGACAGCCCUCUACCACGCAGCAGCAGCACCUCCGACAUCACACAGCAACUGUCUGACACCUUCCCAGGCCAGAAGAGAGCGUACUCCCCCAACAACUCCUGUGUCUCCGAUGGCAGGACGUCAGAAGGGAGGAGAGAUGGCGACCCACCCUUGAUUCUGAUCCGGCGGAGCAGCAGUCCAGCUGAGCUGGACUACCCUGUAGAGGGACACAACACAUGCACAAGGCUCCAGCUCCGGGAGAAAAGUGAGAGUGUGAGCAGCGAGACAUCCAACGGCUACCUGAACGACGCUGACAGCAGCCUGCUGGCCUGGCAGGCGUUUGAGGAGGAGGCAGACUUCCAUUCAGCCCAGCUAGGGGUCAAAGCAGACACAGGGAGCCAGAGGAACCUGCUGCUCAGCCACAAUGAGGCCCUUGCAGGUCCCGAGUGUGCCCUCUCUCCCCACUCCGCACCACUGUCUCAGCACCAGCACCACCAGCACCCCCCCGCCUCGCCAGCUUUGCUCGUGCACCCUGAGUGCCGGGACUGCCCCCAGCUCCUGGAGGACACCAUGCAUCAGUCUGUGUUACACAUGCCUCAGGACCUGGACAGCAGUGAGUGUCUGACUGAUGAUGUCAGCAUCAUUGCAGGCGGGAGCCUAACAGGCUGGCACGCUGACUCAGCCUUUGUGCUCUGGAGGAGGAUUCUGGGUAUCCUGGGGGAUGUCAACAGCAUCCGCUGCCCCAGGAUCCACGCCAAGGUGUUCAGUUACCUCUACGACCUGUGGCACAAAUUGGCUAAGAUCCGGGACAACCUGGGCAUCAGUGUGGAUAACCAGUCAUCUCCUCCCCGCCCUGUCUUCAUCCCUCCUCUCAGAAUGCUGGCCUCCUGGCUCUUCAAGGCCACCAUGCUGCCAUCAGAGUUCAAGAUGGGGAAGCUGCAGGCCUAUAAACUAAUCUGUGAGAUGAUGACUAAGAACCAGGAUGUGCUGCCCAACAGUGACUUCCUGGUCCAUCUCUACCAAGUCAUGCACAAGGGCUUCACCAGCGAGGACCAGGACGUUCUAAACACAGUGAUCCGUUCCUGUUCCCCACGCUUCUUCUACCUGGGCCUGCCUGGCUUCACUAUGCUGGUGGGAGACUUCAUCACCGCUGCAGCACGCAUCCUCAGCCACGACACCGCCGAGGCUCCGAGGAUUGACGCACAGACUGUCCUUGGGUCGCUGGUCUGUUUUCCCAACCUCUACCUGCAGAUUCCUCUACUGCAGACUGUUCCUGGAACUGAUAACAUCGUCGUUGGGAACGAGGACAUUAAGGACUAUCUGGUCAACAUCUUACUGAAGACGGCACGGAAUGAACCCUGUGAGGCAGCCAGGUGUAUAGCUGUGUGUAGUCUGGGCCUGUGGGUAUGUGAGGAACUGAUGCAGAAUAAUAUUCACCACCAGGUCAAGGAUGCCAUCAAUGUACUGGGCGUAACACUAAAGUUUGGGAACAAGGCUGUGGCUCAUGUAGCCUGUGACCUGUUUCAGCUCCUCAUCUCUCACUGGGAACACCUCCAGAGGCUAGAGCGCUCUCUCCCAAAGAAAAUCAUUGAGAUCUUUGUGGCUACUAUAGCAUUUCUGUUGCCGAGCGCAGAGCACUCGGCAGUGGAGGCUGACAAAAAGCUAAUGGUGUCUCUACUGCUGUGCCUGCUGGACUGGUGCAUGGCCAUGCCCCUGAGUAUGCUGCUGGAGCCCAUCACCAUGCCCGUGCUGGAGGACUCCGCAUCCCACAAGGCCCCUCUGCUCGACUACAUCUACAGGGUGCUUCACUGUUGUGUCUCUGGCUCCAACCUGCACACCCAGCAGAGUCACUACCUCCUGAGCCUGUCUGACCUCUCCACUGACUACGACCCCUUCCUCAUGCUGGGCCAGGUCAAAAAUUCUGAGCCCCCGCCUUCACACACUGCUGCAGACUUUGGCAACCUGCUCACCGUUGCCGAAGAGAAAAAAAGACGGAAUAUGGAGCUCAUCCCUCUGACGGCGCGGAUGAUCAUGACACACCUUGUGAACCACCUGGGCCACCAUCCCCUCAGUGGUGGCCCCGCCCUCCUGCACAGCCUGGUCAGUGAGAACCACGACAACCCCUUUGUGGAGUCAUCAGAACUCUCCUCUGAGGUGUUCAAGAGCCCCAAUCUGCAGCUGUUUGUGUUCAACGACAGCACCCUGGUGUCCUACCUCCAGGUACCCUCGGAGCCCUCUGGUCCAGGGGAACCCUAUGACAACUCCUCCCAGGUACGAGUCAUCGUCAGGGACAUCUCUGGAAAGUACUCCUGGGACGGAGGGGUCCUCUACCGCACGCAGGAGGGAGUCAACGGCAUGCAUCAGAGGACCUCAGACCCCUCCAACCACUCCACCACCAAGCCUACCUCACCAGGCACCUCAGACCCUUUCAACCACUCCACCACCAAGCCCACCUCACCAGGCACCUCAGACCCUUCCAACCACUCCACCACCAAGCCCACCUCACCAGGCACCUCAGACCCCUACAACCACUCCACCACCAAGCACACCUCACCAGGCACCUCAGACCCCUACAACCACUCCACCACCAAGCCCACCUCACCAGGCACCUCAGACCCCUACAACCACUCCACCACCAAGCCCACCUCACCAGGCACCUCCGAGCGCUCCAACCCCCCUGGCUGGGACUCCCAGUCAGGCUGUGAUGAGGAGGAGGUAGAUGGCCUGGACCAGCUCCUAGAAGACCUGGGAUACAGCAGCCCUGAGUGCCUGCCCCAGCCCCGGCUGAGGCUCAACCAGCCAGCCCCCUCUCCCUGUGGAAUGAACCUGGAGCAGGAGGGGGCCAUCAUGGAGGCCAUCCUCAGGCAGAUGCAGCAGGAGGAGGAGCAGAUGAAGAGGUGGAACGCAGACGUGAGCGUCAAGGCCACCGGCCAGAGAGAACCCGCUCACCAGGAGCCCAAAGCUCUCUUCUACUUCUGCAGACUGCUACUCAACGACCUGGGUAUGAACUCAUGGGACCACAGGAAAAGCUUUCAUCUCCUGAAGAAGAACUCAAAACUUUUGAGAGAACUGAAGAAUUUGGAUUCCAGGCAGUGCAGGGAGACACACAAGAUCGCUGUGUUCUACAUCGGGGAGGGUCAGGAGGACAAAUGCUCCAUCCUGUCCAACAGCGCAGGCAGUCAGACCUACGAGGAUUUUGUGUCUGGCCUGGGAUGGGAGGUGGAUCUAGCCACACACUGUGGCUUCAUGGGAGGGCUUCAGAGGAACGGCAGCACAGGACACACUGCUCCCUACUACGCUACCUCCACAGUGGAAGUCAUCUUGCAUGUGUCCACACGCAUGCCGUCCAACUCUGACGACUGCCUCACCAAAAAGCUGCGUCACCUGGGAAACGAUGAAGUUCACAUAGUGUGGUCGGAGCACAGCAGGGACUACCGGCGCGGCAUCAUCCCCACUGACUUUGGAGACGUGCUGAUCAUCGUGUACCCCAUGAAGAACCACACGUUCUUCAUCCAGAUCAUGAAGAAACCACAGGUCCCUUUCUUUGGGCCUUUGUUCAACGGGGCCAUCGUCACUGGAACGCUACUGCCCAGCCUGGUGCGCGCCACCUGCAUCAACGCCAGCAGAGCUGUCAAGUCCCGCCUGACGCUCUACCAGAGCUUCUAUGAGGAGCGUGCGCUUUACCUGGAGGCCAUCGUGCAGAACCACCGGGAGGUCAUGACCUUUGAGGACUUUGCCUCGCAGGUCUUCUCCCCUUCAACCAGCUACUACCCAAUGAGUGGGACAGCGUGCCGGCGUUGGCCGGGGAUGGUUUGGGACAUGGAGUACCCUUGGGCCAAGCUGGACUGCUCCCUCAGUGGCAGCACGAGUGCUGAGCUCAGUGUUUCCGUAGGAACGGACCAUGUGGACCAGGUCUCUCCCACGAUGCCCCGUGCCACAAAAAACAGAGUUUCUGGAAAACUCCGCCGAUCAGCCAGCGCCAUAAGCAAAUCCUCCAACUGAGCUCUCUCGCCCAACCCACCCGCAAAACCUCCCGUUUGGCCUUCACUACCGGUCCUGUUUUAAACCGUCAUACCGACCCCUAAUGACUACAGUUUGGGGGUGUGCUUUGUUUUGUUUUGUUUUGUGUGUGUUGUUUAAACAUUUAAAUGGAGCAUAUUGCACAUUUUAAUUUGUGGCAUUUGUUGAUUCUUUGAUACACUUCCAGUUGUUUUGCUGUUGAACUGCAUAUUUGAGAUGAAGCUAUUGAUGUUUUUUCCAAUGUGGCUGCACUUUGUUUUGGAAGAAUCAAAGCUUCUUUUUAAUUUAUAACUGAUAAAUAGCACUACUCAGUACAGUGAUAAAACGAGGCAUGUAUAGCCAGGGACUGGAGUGAAAGAUCAUGUUAGGAGACUUGAAGUCCACCUAUCAUGAACAUUUCAAUUUAGUUUUUUCAUGCCAUAGCUGUUGAGCUGGUAGUUGACACUGCUGUAGAGGAAAACUCGAAGAGGCUGAAAUGCUAGAGAAAUGGGAGACUGUCUUAGAUUGUAUUCUUGUGAAGAGAAGCAGCUGCGCAUAUAUAGUUAAUAUAUACUGUAAUAAAACAUUUCUCAUCGUCCAUAUGUAUUUUGAUAUGUCUGCCUUUUUGAUUUUCUCAUUGACCCCCCCCCCCCCCCCCACCCCCCCCUUGUGAUCCUGCUGUGUGAAACACUGAUGAUAGUCUUGCAAUGCUGUUGACAGGAUAGGAUGAUUUUUAAGGGUGAUGUUGUUUGGUUUGUUGUUUUGUCCUGGGUCUUGAGCCAUGGAAGCCUGUCUGUCUGUCUGGGUCAUACUCAUCCUCUUGUUGUGGAGAGGAGGAAGGACUGCGUCAUAGGAGGUGCUGCUCUAGCAUAAUGCUGUACCGUACCACACUUCCUGUUUACGGAGUGCUGUGAGUGGGUGCAGUAGGAGUCUGUUUUUAAUAGUUAUGAGCCUGGAGUGGACAAUCAAUGAUGUCUUUCCAACCUGAGGUGAAUCGAAGCUUGUUUUUGUUUUUCUAUCUUUCUAAUGUCCUUUUUAAAUGGAUUCUGAUGGAUUUUGUCAUGCUUUGAUUUAUGCAACUCUGCUGGAAAUGAGAAAAUACUGCAUUUGUAAUUGUUUAGUGAUGUUGCCCUGUGUAGGAUUGUUUAACUUGGGUUCAUAAUCUGUAAUCCAAUAAAUUCCAUCUGUCUCUUCCUCUGCUUUAAUUUUCUUGAUGUCUUGUAAAGCUACAAAUAUGACAUUCCAAUGUCCCUACAGAUGAUCUUUUGCACUCACUGUCAUUGACAACUAGCAUUGAAUGUUUUUUCUCUCUUUAUUCUUGGAUGUAACUUGCUUUACAUUUUAUUUGAUGUGUUUCAGUGUGUGAGAGCAUGCAAAGUCAUAUUUGAAGACUUAUUUUGCUGUUGUGUUGUAUAAUGUAUACAUGUGCUGUUUAGAGGAAGAAGUAGCCGGAGCCUCAGGUGAAUCUUAACCCCAUGCACUGUGUGUGUGUGUGUGUGUGUGUGUGUGUGUGUGUGUGUGUGUGUGUGUGUGUGUGUGUGUAUUUCUGAAGGAGCUUAUUGCAGUGCCUGUGUAAUAUGUCCACCAAUAUCCAUCCCUAGACCCUACCACUGUUAGACAUAAUUUGAUUUAUUUGGGGGUUUUUUUCAUUCCAAGAAGCAAAACGUGGACAGCUAGCUUUGCCUUCCUGUCUCACAUCUCUGUUAACUAGAGGGAGAGUGUUUCCCCCCCCCCCCCCCAUUUGACUGUAAAGGUCAGUGUCUUGUCCUAAUCCUCACAAGUGUUUUAUAUGAACAGAUUGACUGGGUUUGGCCCACUUUGUUUAUUUGAGGAGGUGCUCUUUUCUCUCGGAAUUGGAAACAAAUGCCACCUCCUCUUUCCCAUGAUGCACCAUGAGUAACCUCAUGAGGCCGGUGGGGGUUGGGGAGUUAGAAGGCAUACCAGCGCUGAGCUCUGGCGACCCUCCUAGCAAUAGGCAGGUUGACUCUGUGCUACCCAAGCCCCCUCCUCCUACCACCCAAACCUGCCGCUUUAGGUUGCCAUGGAAGCCAGGUGUUACAUACACAUGAUGGAGGGCUCUACCCGAGCUGCAACACUGUCCGUCUGUUGCACUACUUUACCUUACCUGUACAUCUCCAUUUUCUUUCAUUUUGUUCUCUCGUUUUUUUGUGUCUUUCUUUCCCAAGCACUGAUUAAUAACAUAGGAGGCAUGAAUGUCGAGUUUGUUCAGAGAGAAUGAAGUCUGUUUUGUGCAUUUGAAGAAUGUAUGCAAAUACUGACCUGAGUCAGAUCAAUGCUCUCACUUUCCCAAUAGCCACUCUAAAGAACUACCCAGAUAAUUUUACUGAUCUUCUUAUGGAGUUUAGAUUGUAGAUUUGAUGUUGUGAAUGGGAUCCCUGUUAUAUAUGGGAGAAUAUGGGCCUAAGGUGUUGUUUGGACCAGGGUAAGGAUUGUGUCUUACUCAAACUGGUUCAACUCAUGUAAAGCAACAGAUUUAGUGUCAAUUCUAGAUUUUGGUUUAGGAAUCCUGUACAUUGUGUCAAAUUGAGGGCUCCAGUCCUUAUGAAUAUACAUAUAUUAAUGCCUGUAAUAUAAUCUUUGUAUAAGAGGAAGAGGACGAUUUCAUCAUUACUUGUUAACAUAUCAAACUGUUUUUAAUGGCAGAAGUCAUGCUAUCUUUAUUAGAAAUGUGAAAAUCAAAAAUAUUUCAUUAAAUCAAUUUGAAAUUCUCCA